Messenger RNA from Ictidomys tridecemlineatus (thirteen-lined ground squirrel), 1384 nucleotides. It is a transcript of the gene Ccl22, whose product is annotated as C-C motif chemokine ligand 22. Gene Ontology annotation, cellular component: extracellular region. Gene Ontology annotation, biological process: positive regulation of cell migration; chemokine-mediated signaling pathway; inflammatory response. The record is from RefSeq and is a predicted model, not a curated record. Lineage: Eukaryota; Metazoa; Chordata; Mammalia; Rodentia; Sciuridae. Gene Ontology annotation, molecular function: chemokine activity; CCR chemokine receptor binding.
AUGGCUUAAAUACCAGGGCCUCCUGUCCCCUGGUGACUGCAGACGCCUGAGCCGGCACUCACAGCACAGAGCAUGGCCAGCCUGCAGGCUCCGCUCCUGGUGGCCCUCAUCCUCCUCUCGGUGGCUCUACAGGCAACGGAUGCAGGCCCCUAUGGCGCCAACGUGGAAGACAGCAUCUGCUGCCGGGACUACAUCCGCCUCCCGCUGCCCCAGCGUCUGGUGAAGAGUUUCUACUGGACCUCAGAGUCCUGCCGCAGGCCCGGUGUCGUCUUGCAAACCCUCAGGGACAGGGAGAUCUGUGCCAACCCCAAACUGCCCUGGGUGAAGAGGAUCAUUCAGAAGUUACAGGAGUGAGAAGGUCCCGGAUGACCUCGGCCUUGGCUUUCCAGAAGGCUCCGCCGGCCCUCCCUCUCCGCCAUCAUGGCAGCUGCCAAACAGAAGGCUGUGCCAGCGACUCCGCAUUCCCUGAGCUCCGUCCCGGCAGCUGUCCCCUCAGCCAGGCCUCCUGGUCACCUCUCCUGCCCUGGGGCAGUCUCUGCCCUGGCUCCUCAUGGCUUCCAAGCUCCUGGACCUGCUCCCGGCCUCCAGGUCUGCUGGUCCCCUCCGGCCUCGUCCCCUCCCCUCCUGCACACUGAGCUGCAGUCUCCCGCCUCCCGUCCCAGCCCUUCAUUUGUACCUCUGGGCAUGUCCCUCUGAGGCCUUGCUUGCCUCGGCAGGCCACGAUGGAGUUUCAUUCUGUGACUUUCCUGGUCCCCCAACAGACUCAACCUCAGUCUGCUCGGGAUCUGGGGCUGCCUGCUGUCCGGCCCUCCUGGUUAGGCCAAGGUCCCCAUCUGUGUCGCUCUGUCUGCUGGCCUCCAGGCCCUGGGCCUGAAUCCAAGAGUAGCAGGGGCCACGGGCUGAAUCAACAAGAAUAAUGUCCCCCCAUCUUUCACCAAAAGGAUGUAAUCCUUCAACGCAGACUCAGGUCACUAGAAAGGGGACAGCUGUGUCAAAUGUGAAUUCCCAAAUUUGCCCAAAUUCAUCCCCCCGCACCAAAUUUUUGCUAUCUACUGGGUCUUUUUUUUAAAAAAAAUUCUUAGUUUUAAUUUUAAUUAUUUUUUCUUUUUUUUUUUUGGCUCUGGGGAUUGAACUAGGCAAGCGCUCUGCCGCUGAGGUGCCUGCCCAGCGCGGCUUGGGCUUCUUGCUCUUUUUCUUCCCUCAGCCUUGGUGGCCCUCUGACAUCCAGCACUCAGGCCCGAGCUCCACCCCACGCCACCCCCCUCCUCCUUCCCUAAAUAGCUGAUAACCGAAUUCAUGCUGUGGUGACAACGACUACCUGACUUGGUAUUAUAAGCUCCAGUUAUUUAUAUGUGAAAAGAAUGUAACGACUUAAGAGGAAAUG